Elephantulus edwardii (Cape elephant shrew) is the source of this 729-nucleotide messenger RNA. It is a transcript of the gene ARL10, whose product is annotated as ADP-ribosylation factor-like 10. Lineage: Eukaryota; Metazoa; Chordata; Mammalia; Macroscelidea; Macroscelididae. The record is from RefSeq and is a predicted model, not a curated record. The transcript has 4 exons. Gene Ontology annotation, molecular function: GTP binding; GTPase activity. The coding region runs from base 1 to 729 and encodes 242 amino acids.
AUGGCGCCGCGGCCGCUGGGUCCCCUGGUGCUGGCGCUGGGAGGUGCCACGGCCGUGCUCGGCUCGGUCCUCUUCUUCCUCUGGAAAGUCUACUGCGGCCGGGAGCGGCGCUGGGACUCGAGCGAGGCCUGGUGGGGUGCGGAGCCCGCCCGCCUCCUCGACUGGGCCCCCGAGGAAGAGGAGGAGGAGACCGAGGAGGAGCCGUCGCUGGAGCAGCUCGAGCAGCGCGAGGUGCUCGUGUUGGGGCUGGACGGCUCCGGGAAGACCACGUUCCUGCGCGUGCUGUCGGGAAAGCCACCACUGGACGGCCACGUCCCCACCUGGGGCUUCAACUCCGUGCGGCUGCCCACCAGGAACUUCGAAGUAGACCUGCUAGAGAUCGGUGGCAGCCAAAACCUGCGCUUCUACUGGAAGGAGUUUGUGAAUGAGGUGGAUGUGCUGGUGUUCAUGGUGGACUCGGCUGACCGGCUGCGUCUACACUGGGCCCGGCAGGAGCUGCAUAGGCUGCUGGACAAGGACCCUGACCUGCCUGUCAUCGUGGUGGCCAACAAGCAGGACCUGAGCGGGGCCAUGAGUGUGUUGGAAUUGCAGCGGGAGCUGGGCCUGCAGGCUAUCAACAACCACCGGGAGGUGUUCCUCUUGGCAGCCAGCAUUUCCCCGGAAGGUUCUAACUCCAAUGAGCCUGGCACCGUGCAGAUCUGGAAGCUGCUCCUGCAGCUUCUCUCCUAG